CCCAGCCGCGUCUGGCUCCAACCGCCGAAGAACAAGAACACAAGUCUCACUUUGUAACCGGAAAUGCCUGCUUUUCAGAAUUAAAGUCGAACAAGUUCGUCACCCACGCAGGACACUUCUCUGACUUCGGCUCCCCGUCCGGGUUUGUCGGACCGCUGCUCCACCAUCGACGGUUCCGCGGGAGCGGUCGCCGACAGAAGAGCGUCAUGGCCGGCGUGGUGGUUGAAGGGAUGCCGAAGACGGACGUCGGAGCCAGAGUGAUGCUGAGGAGCAAAGCCCGGCGGAGAAAGCGCAGGGAGGUGUUUGCCAUCCAGAUGUGCUUCGCCGGGGUUCUGCUGGGGCUCGUCAUGGUGCUCCAGUCCGUGUCACAGCGAGCAGGGAAUCAUCUUUCCAGCUCCUUGGAUGCAGGGAAAGCAAUAUGGAAGAAUCGUCACCUUCUGCAAGAGGACAAUGAGUACAAGUUCUCAGAACCACAGAAAAACUGCACUGAACCAGCUGUCCAUGAGUUCCCCAGGGAUUAUUUCACCAACCAGGAGCGAGCUGAAGGAGCAGUGGGCCUGCAUGUCUUCUGUGCAGUUUACAUGUUCUACGCCCUUGCCAUUGUGUGUGAUGAUUACUUUGUUCCUUCACUAGAGAAGAUAUGUGAGCGUCUUCAUCUGAGUGAGGACGUUGCAGGAGCCACCUUCAUGGCAGCGGGCAGCUCAGCGCCUGAACUGUUCACCUCUGUCAUUGGAGUGUUUAUCACUAAAGGCGACGUCGGAGUGGGAACCAUUGUUGGUUCCGCUGUCUUCAACAUCCUCUGCAUUAUUGGAGUGUGUGGGAUUUGUUGUGUACAGUCCAUCCAUCUGUCCAGCUGGCCUCUUCUCAGAGAUUCUAGCUACUAUACCCUGUCGAUCUCAGCUCUCAUCGUGUUCAUAUAUGAUGAAAAAGUGGUUUGGUGGGAAGCACUCACACUCAUUCUGAUGUAUUUCGUCUACAUUUUGAUCAUGAAGUUGAAUUCUCACAUUGUUCAUUUUCUGGAGCGACAGAAGAAGAAGUCCUCCAGCUUGAGGAAUGGGGCAGCCACCAAUGCUGAACUGGAUGAUGGCUGUGACGCUACAGUUGUGCUACUGAAGAAAGCAAACCACCACAGAAAGUUGUCUGUACUGAUGGUGGAUGAGCUGUUGUCUUCAUACCCCCACCAGCUUUCCUUUUCUGAGGCUGGCCUGAGGCUGAUGAUCACCAGCCACUUCUCCCCCAGAACCCGCCUCACCAUGGCCUCUAGGAUGCUCAUCAAUGAGAGACAGCGAUUAAUCAGCACACGGACUCUAACCAACGGCGACUCUGACGUGGCUGUGAAAGGCAGCAGCAGGUGGGGGACAGAAAAGCAGCUGUCUGGAGCUGAGAGAUGCGUCAGCAUCCAUCAUGGUGACCGAGAGGCUGGGAAUGAGACGGAGAACGAGGACAACGAAAACAAUGAGAAUGAUGAAGAGGAAGAGGAAGAGGAUGGAGAGGGACCCUUUGUACCCUUCCAGUGCCCAGGGGGAGUUUUUGACAAAAUGAAGUGGCUGCUGGCCUGGCCUCUGUGCCUGCUGCUCUACUUCACUGUCCCCAACUGCUCCACCUCUCGCUGGGAGAACUGCUUCAUGCUGUCCUUUGUCUCCUCUACCCUGUGGAUCGCUGGCCUCUCCUACAUCAUGGUCUGGAUGGUAACAGUUAUUGGCUACACACUCGGUAUCCCGGAUGUCAUCAUGGGCAUCACCUUCCUGGCAGCUGGAACAAGUGUUCCCGAUUGCAUGGCCAGCCUUAUAGUAGCACGGCAAGGAAUGGGAGACAUGGCAGUGUCCAACUCCAUCGGCAGUAAUGUGUUUGACAUUCUGGUGGGGCUCGGUCUCCCCUGGGCCCUAAAGACGCUGGCUAUCAACUAUGGCUCUGAUAUCAAACUCAACAGCAAAGGGCUUAUCUUCUCAGUGGGACUCCUUCUGGCGUCGGUGUUUCUGACAGUCCUGGGAGUUCACCUGAACAAGUGGAAGCUGGACAAACGUCUGGGUUUUAUGUGCCUCCUUCUCUACUCUGUCUUCCUGUGUUUCUCUUGCCUCAUCGAGUACAACAUCUUUACCUUUGUCAACCUGCCUACCUGCCAGGGCGACUGA
This is a messenger RNA of Melanotaenia boesemani (Boeseman's rainbowfish), 2132 nucleotides long. RefSeq names its product sodium/potassium/calcium exchanger 3-like. NCBI's taxonomy places the organism in Eukaryota, Metazoa, Chordata, Actinopteri, Atheriniformes, Melanotaeniidae. The record is from RefSeq and is a predicted model, not a curated record. Gene Ontology annotation, cellular component: membrane. Gene Ontology annotation, biological process: calcium ion transmembrane transport; intracellular calcium ion homeostasis. The transcript is spliced from 18 exons. Gene Ontology annotation, molecular function: calcium channel activity; calcium, potassium:sodium antiporter activity. The coding region runs from base 207 to 2132 and encodes 641 amino acids.